Messenger RNA from Aricia agestis (brown argus), 2725 nucleotides. RefSeq names its product serine/arginine repetitive matrix protein 1. Lineage: Eukaryota; Metazoa; Arthropoda; Insecta; Lepidoptera; Lycaenidae. The record is from RefSeq and is a predicted model, not a curated record. The transcript is spliced from 14 exons. Bases 405 to 1859 code for a protein of 484 amino acids.
CUUUGUUUUGUGAUUACUUUUUGUGGAUUUAGUAUGUUUGAUGUUAAGCCGUCUUCGAUGUCUGGAGGUGCAACAAAGAAAAUGGAUGCCAUGGAGGUGACUCGUCAGCCCCGCUUAGCCGUUUGGCCUGGAUCGCGAGGCCACCGUCGCGUCUGCCCGGAGGCUGCAUGUUUGCCUGGCGUGGGCCCAAUCCGUUCGCGUGACCGCUUCACAGCGGGAUUCGCGCAUUCGCCGCGUCGCGUAUUCGUGUUGUUAAGUAUAUCGGUUGGGUUGCAGCGGCGUUGGUGGACAUCGCGUCCCGCCGCGUGGCACCGCCGUCCGGGCCGCCUUGGGGCUUCGCCCCCCGCGACACUACGCGCGCGUUGGAGCCCUAGCUCCUGAGAAUAAAAGCGGCGUGAUACAGGAUGUCUUCCUCAAGGCGCAAUGGUUCCGUUUCCCGAGCUGCUGAGGCAGCUUCGAAGAAUCGUUUGCACAUGGAUCGUAAUCCACAACAUACAAGAAUUACAGAUCCAUCAAACCCUGCGGGACGAAGGAAGGAGAUAGACAAUGUGAUGAAGAGAGCAAGACAAGCUUCACCAGGCAGCUGGGACCGGAAACUCCUGGAGGUGGAGGAGAAAGAUCCAAACAGGUGGCGUCACACUGGGUACAAGCAAUUGUAUCUGGAGGAGUCUGGCUCGGUGUCCCCCCGCCGCUCCCGCACCCCGCCCAGACGUUCUCGGUCGCCACUGGUUAGUCGUCGAUCCCGCUCUAUCGGUCGCCGGUCGCGGUCGCCCAUCGGUCGCCGGACGCCGCGCAAGUCCCGCACACCGAGGCGCAGCCCCCGCAGGAGCCCUAGGCGAAGCCCUAUCAGACGCAGCCCCGCUCGAAGCCCGAAGCGUCGAGGCCGGAGCCCCAGUCCCCGGCCGCGACGAACUCGGCCUCCGCCCCCGCCACGGGGAGUGCGCCCGCCCAGUCCACCUGGACCUAGAAAGUCUUCCUCUGGAUCUUCGGCCAGCAGCUGCUCGGACGAGUCUUGUUCAGUCUGCUCGGCUAAGAACAAGAAGGGACCGCCGCCGCCGCCGCCCAAGAAUGCAACUAAACCAUCUGGGCGCAAGUCUCCGUCGCCGGCCAAAGCCAAGCGUCCGCCGCCGCCGCCGGCCGCCAGAGCGGUGCAGCCCACACGGGAGCUGCUCAAAGCGAGGGAGGCCAGCAAACGGACGAGGGAAGAAAAGGUGUUGGAGUGGCAGCGUUCGCAGCUGGCGGUGCGACCGGCCCCGCCCAUCGCGCCUGCCAACAUCAAGCGCGAGGGUGAGCGGCGGCGGCGGCCGUCCCGUGAGCGCGAGCGCGGCGUGUCGCCCGCGGCCAUCGCCGCCGCGCUCAACUCCGACUCCGACAGCGAGUCUGACGCCAGCUCCGAGCCGCAGCCGCAGAGGUUGACGCUGUCGGAGCGUUUCGGCAAGAUGGCGCAGUGGUCGGCGGCGCGGUGCGCUCGGCUGGAGAACAUGCGCAUCACGCGCCGCGACGCCGGCCUGCACGUGCACAUCGAGCGCAGCGACGACGCGCCCGACGCACCGGACUACCCCGCCGUGCUCGCCGAUGGCCUGGACCCGGCGCCCGUGGGCAGCUACCCGGAGGAGCUGCUGGCGGUGGCGCCCGGCGGUCUGCCUUCGUGGGAUGACGUCAGGGUCCGCUACGACUACUACAAGAAGAGGGGCUACUUGCGAGGGCUGACUCUGGGCGACUACGUGAAGUGGGAGGAGUGGUGGUACAAGUACCAGGAGUGGCUGAAGCGCGAGCGGGCGUACGAGCGGUGGGCGGAGGGAGAUGGAAGUGUGCGUCGCGAGCGUCGCCGGCGCGGGGGCCGCCACCGGCGCAGCUGAGGACGCGCCGCCCCCGCCGCCGUCCUCGCCGUGGACCUGGCCGCGGGGGCCGCUCGCCACUAGGCGCGCGACCACCACCUCCCCUCCGCGCUGCACCGCCCCGCUCAGAUGCAACACCGCACAUGUGCAAUAAUAGAAGUUUACGUGUAGUUCUCAGCGCGGUGUCGACGUACCCGCUAGCAGCGGAGACUAAAGACUUCUGUGAAGUGAAAUCAAUGAACAGUUUUGUGAUUAUCAUUGUCGAUACUUAGAGAUUUUAUUUAUAUAUUAAUCGCUUUAUAUACAUUUGUAAAUGUUUAUUUUCUCCUGUUUUAUUGUAAUUUGUAUCAUUACUCAUUUUCAUAAGAUUUUAAUUGGAGAACAUACUUUGACUUAAAAGUUUCAAAUCUUGCACGAUUAAGGCCGCUGCAUUGAUGGUGGGACGCGAUGUCCGGUCAAAUUCUAGGCAGCGGUCUUAUUCAUUAAGGCACUCCCUCACUGGCAGCAUUCGCGUAACGUUAAGGCAGAAUUGGAUUGAGUCAGUAACUGACUGACUGCUGUGCUGACUUGGCCACUGCCAUAGUGUAAAUUGAUUUCAAGUCAGCACAGUCCACUUCCGACAGCCUCUAUGUAAAUCUGCCUUUACACUAUGGCAGUGCCUGGUCAGCACUGACAUGUCAGUGGACUGACAUCAGAUACUAAAACUGUGUUUACAUAACACGCGAAUGCUCCUGGUGUGAGAGCGCCUUUAUAGUUACAUACAUGCAUCCUAUUUAACGUAAUGUUUAGAUAUCCUCGGUCUAGAUGUGACAGCUCGUAUGUGCCAACUGUGUGCAUUAUUAUAGGUCUACCAGAAUCGGAUGGCAAAAAGUGAGAAAAUAAAUUGA